AUGGAUCUAGCAUACGACCACGUCCAGGAGAGCACUCUCCCCACGCACGACGAUAAGAAGAAGGACGGCUCCAAGGACCCCAAGAAUGACCAGCCGCAGGCCUCGCUGAACGAGGACCUCCAGGAGGCCUACAAGGCUCUCUCCACGAGCGCCUGGGGCAUGCGGAUCGGCGGCUUCUUGGGGAACGCAGUGAAGCAGGGGCAAUCCGUCUACAAGGAAGCGUCCAAGGAGGUCACGGAGCUCGGUGGAGAUGCUGCCAAGGGCUUCACAUCCAUCAUCAACCGCACGCGGUCCCUCACCAUCAACACCACCGAAGGCGAGGCUUCCGGAGAUAAGGGCAAGGAGACCGACGAGACGACGCCGACCAAGACGAGGGGACAAGCCUCCGACGAGGCCAUGAGCAACUCGGAAAACUACAUGACCAAGAUCCGCGCCGAGGCAGCAAGGAGGCUCAAGGAGCUGCAAAAGGCGGAGGACGCGGCCGACGAGGCCCUCCUCCGCUUCGGCACCAACAUCAGCAACUUCCUCAAAGAGGCGGUCAGCAUCGCACCGCCCUCCGACUCGAACAACCAGGGUCGAACCGUCUUAUUCGAGAGCAAGGACGCGCAGGGCAAGCGGGUCAUUCACACCUCGAGACAGGACGCGCAGCUUCACGUUAUCCACACGAGCACGGAGAGCUUCACAAAGGACCCCGCGACGGAAGAGUUCGCGACAUGGGGCAAGACAUUCGACGUGGAGAAGAAGACGGAAGACAUUAGCAACGACCUGAAGCAGUACCCCGAGCUGCGCACGACGAUGGAGAAGCUGGUGCCCGACCAGGUCCCGUAUGCUGAAUUCUGGAAGAGAUACUACUUCCUUAGACACGGUAUCGAGGCCGCCGAGGCCCGGCGCCGGGACCUUCUCAAGGCCGCAUCCGCCGAAGACGAAGUCAGCUGGGACGACGACUCCUCCGAGUCCUCAGAAGAGGAGUCCUCCGAGGAAGACUCCGACGACGAGGCCGCCCCCGCUACCGCCUCCAAGACCGAGCAGAAGAAGCCCGUCCGCCCGCCAUCGACCGAGUCCUCCACCACCAUCCAGCCCCCUGUCCAGGCCUCCCAGACCACCCUCAAGCCCGCCGAAUCCCGCAAGUCCAACGACGAGAAGUCCCAGCCCGAUAGCGACACCAGCUACGACGUCGUGGGUGACAAGUCGGGCGUGCCCAGCCGAGCCCCCAACAGCCCCAAGGGGCGCGAGAAGGCCGACGACAGCGAUGACGAGGACUGGGAGUAG
Molecule: messenger RNA, 1269 nt
Organism: Colletotrichum karsti
Lineage: Eukaryota; Fungi; Ascomycota; Sordariomycetes; Glomerellales; Glomerellaceae
Product: BSD domain-containing protein
Exons: 3
Coding region: 1-1269 (422 amino acids)
Cellular component (GO): cytoplasm
Source: RefSeq, a predicted model, not a curated record